Linum tenue is the source of this 1146-nucleotide messenger RNA. The record is from the annotation of a GenBank genome assembly. NCBI's taxonomy places the organism in Eukaryota, Viridiplantae, Streptophyta, Magnoliopsida, Malpighiales, Linaceae.
AUGCUGCACCGGGCGAGAUUUGUUCUAAAGAAUUGGCUGCUCCAUAGCGAUAGUUCCUACUUAUCUGGUAGAGUAAACCCUUGUUCGUUGCUUUCCUGUCUGCGGCUAUUCUCCAGCGACCCAACUGCUCCAGUCCCUUUCGUUGUGUCUUACCUCAUAAACGAAUGCGGGGUUCGUCCUGAAUCUGCUGCUUCUGCUGGUAAGUACAUCCAUUUCGAAACCCCAGAGAGAGCUGAUGUAGUCCUGGGCUUCUUCAGGAACCUGGGUUUCACGGAUUCCCAAUUGACUAAGGUUUUCGGUAGGCGCCCCCGGCUCCUAAUGUCUGAUCCUGAGAAACACUUCAUGCCCAGGAUUAGGUUUUUGGAAUCCAACGGCUUCUCAACCUCCGACAUGGCUCAAAUCUUGCUUAGAACUCCCGAGAUACUUCACGCCAGCAUAGAGAACCAGCUGCUCCCUAAUCUCAACUUCUUCAAAACUGUCAUGCCGUCUGAUGAGAACCUUAUUCGGGCUAUAAGGCGCAACCCGUUCCUUCUAACUUGUGAGCUGGAGACAUAUGUGAUCCCUGGUAUCAGGAUUCUUAGAGAAAGUGGGGCCGGUGAGUCGAGCAUUGUGCGAUUACUCUUGUUUCACCCGAGGACUCUCAUGACUUCACGGAGUCAACUCUCUCAGGCCAUAGAGCGUGUCAAGAAAAUGGGGGUGGAUCCUAGGUUAACGCAAUUCAGUGUAGCUGUUCAGACGAUUAGAGGAGUGAGCAAGGGAACUUGGGACAGCAAGAUUGAUGCUUAUAGGAAGUGGGGUUGGUCCAACAAACUGAUUCUGAAGGCUUUCACGAAGUCUCCAUGGUGUAUGGCAAUGUCUGUGAAGAAACUUAUGGCCAAUAUGGACUACUACGUUAACAAAAUGGGGUUUGAUCCUUUGGUUAUUGCAGCUCGACCUAUAUUACUGGCCUUCAGCUUGGAUAAGAGGAUUAUGCCUCGAGAUGCUGUUCUGUGUGUCUUGUUGUCAAAAGGGUUGAUCGAAUCUAGGGCCUCGGUUCAGGCAUUGGCAAUUACAAAUGAGGGGUUCCAGAAGAAGUUUUUGGACCCUUAUAAAGAGCAGGCUCCUGAACUGUUACAGUUGUUUCAGGAGAAACUUAGAACUUGUUGA